Messenger RNA from Oppia nitens, 522 nucleotides. RefSeq names its product U6 snRNA-associated Sm-like protein LSm5. NCBI's taxonomy places the organism in Eukaryota, Metazoa, Arthropoda, Arachnida, Sarcoptiformes, Oppiidae. Gene Ontology annotation, molecular function: RNA binding. Gene Ontology annotation, cellular component: U6 snRNP; Lsm1-7-Pat1 complex; U4/U6 x U5 tri-snRNP complex. The transcript is spliced from 5 exons. Gene Ontology annotation, biological process: mRNA splicing, via spliceosome. The record is from RefSeq and is a predicted model, not a curated record. The coding region runs from base 161 to 436 and encodes 91 amino acids.
CAAACAAUGUUACAAAUGAUGUGAAUAUCAAUACUUUUCGGUGCUUUGAAUACAAUUGAGAUUUGAUUGAAAGCAUUAAUAGUUAAUGUGUUGACUGUUAAGCGUUUUAAUUGUCAUUAAGUUUAUUAAUAUUUACUAAUUAUCUAAAAGUCAAGUAAUAAUGUCGACCACAACUGUCACCAAUCCAUCAGCUCUUCUGCCUUUAGAGCUGAUCGACAAGUGUAUCGGUUCUCGCAUUCAUAUCAUUAUGAAGAACGACAAAGAGAUUGUGGGAACACUUCUUGGAUUUGAUGACUUUGUCAAUAUGGUCUUAGAAGAUGUCAUUGAAUAUGAGAGUACACCAGAAGGACGUCGUGUCACUAAAUUGGAUCAAAUCUUAUUGAAUGGAAAUAACAUUACAAUGAUGGUUCCCGGAGGAGAAAUGCCAGACAAUUGAUUUUCAUAAAAAAAAUACAUUAUAAGUAUUUGUUGAAAAUAACAUUAAAUAUCAUUAGUGUAAUUAUUUUAAUAAAAUUUGUCAUU